Messenger RNA from Batrachochytrium dendrobatidis JAM81, 1683 nucleotides. RefSeq lists its product as uncharacterized. The record is from RefSeq and is a predicted model, not a curated record. Gene Ontology annotation, molecular function: histone deacetylase activity. The transcript has 8 exons. Gene Ontology annotation, cellular component: nucleus; Rpd3L-Expanded complex. NCBI's taxonomy places the organism in Eukaryota, Fungi, Chytridiomycota, Chytridiomycetes, Rhizophydiales. The coding region runs from base 1 to 1683 and encodes 560 amino acids. Gene Ontology annotation, biological process: negative regulation of transcription by RNA polymerase II.
AUGGCUGCUCCCAUAACUACAACUACUGUCCGAAAUCGCAAAUCAAAAGUCUCUUAUUACUAUCAUGAUGAUGUUGGUCUUUACCACUACGGCCCUCAGCAUCCAAUGAAGCCACAUCGCAUUCGCAUGACCCAUAAUCUUGUGGUUAAUUAUGGUCUAUAUAAGAAACUUGAAAUCAAUAGACCUACGCCUGCUACUUUGAAAGAAAUGACCAAGUUUCACUCAGAUGACUAUAUCGAGUUCUUGCAUAGAGUUCAGCCAGACAACACAGAUGAAAUCAACAAAUAUCAGCAAAAAUUCAAUCUGGGAGAAGAUUGUCCAGUAUGGGACGGUCUGUAUGAAUUCUGUGCUUUGUCUGCGGGUGGAUCGUUAUCCGCUGCAUCCAAGCUCAACCGUGGCGAAUCUGAUAUUGCUAUCAACUGGAGUGGUGGUCUGCAUCAUGCUAAAAAGGGCGAAGCGUCUGGGUUUUGUUAUGUUAAUGAUAUUGUUUUGGGCAUUUUGGAACUAUUGCGAUAUCAUCAGCGUGUCCUGUAUAUUGAUAUUGACAAUCACCACGGCGAUGGUGUUGAAGAGGCUUUUUACACAACUGACCGUGUCAUGACCGUGUCUUUUCACAAGUAUGGUGAAUAUUUCCCAGGUACUGGUGAUAUUAACGAUGUAGGCCAUGGUCGAGGAAAACAUUUUGCAAUUAAUUUUCCUCUCAAGGACGGUAUUGAUGACGAGUCAUACAAGGAUAUUUUUUCUACUGUCCUCACCUCUGUAAUGGAGCGAUAUCGUCCGGGGGCAGUUAUUCUUCAAUGUGGUGCAGAUUCAUUGGCUGGCGAUCGUCUCGGAUGCUUUAACCUAUCCAUGCAUGGACAUGCGUAUGCAGUUGAUUUUAUGAAAAAAUUCAAUGUACCACUCAUGAUUCUUGGUGGAGGAGGAUACACAAUUCGUAAUGUAUGUCGCACUUGGACCUACGAAACAGCCCGUUGUGUUGAUGAAGAGCUUUCAGAAGAACUUCCUUACAACGACUACUUUCAAUAUUUUGGACCCAGCUUUCGUCUUGAAGUGCCCAGCACCAAUAUGGAGAACAUGAACUCUCGUGAAUAUCUCAAUCGCAUGAAAACCAAAAUUCUUGAAAAUCUUCGUCACUUGAAUUUUGCACCCAGUGUACAAAUACAUCAAGUUCCUCACGACACAUAUUCAUCUGAAGAUGAGGAGGAUGAAAACGAUGCAAAAGACCACCGCAUUACCCAAAAAAUGUCGGAUAAGCGAUUUGUGCCUGACAAUGAGCGAUCCGAUUCGGAGGAUGAGGGAGAUGGCAGACGGAAUGAGCGAUUAUAUAGAGAACGAUCUUUACUAUUUCAUGAUAAAGAAGGGCCAAAGGCAAAUUCUACUGGAUACCGCCAGCCCGGUCUUGGAUUGAAUUUCUCAGCUGCCAAGGAUGAAGAUGCAUCUUCUGCACCUGGUGGUGUAAAUGAAUCUACUGCCGAGUCGUCGUCUGCGCCUGCUUUUACAUCUCGUCAGACUUUUACUAGACCAACACCGAAUGAUGCCAUGGAUUUAGACGGACCACCGCCUCCUAGAAAAGCAAAAUUGAAUGCAGAAAUUGCUAUGCAGGAUGCAACAGAAGACGAGGAAGAGGCAGAUGAUGAAGGUGGUGACAAUGACGACGAAGAUCCCAAAAACUAUGCUGAAUAA